Molecule: messenger RNA, 3306 nt
Organism: Rhizophagus irregularis DAOM 181602=DAOM 197198
Lineage: Eukaryota; Fungi; Glomeromycota; Glomeromycetes; Glomerales; Glomeraceae
Source: RefSeq, a predicted model, not a curated record
AUGAUGGCCAUAAAGAUAGACAUGAGUAUACUGAAAAUUACCCUAAUUCAUUAUUCAUCUAAUCCCUUCGCGUUCACUUCAGAAGAUCUUGGUCGUCUCUUUGAACCCUCGCUAAAAAAUUGGUCAUUUUUGGAAGAAAAUGAAGGAACUGAUGGUUUAAUAAAAGGCCUCCAUAGUGACUCUCAGGCAGGUUUAAAUAGUGAAUUAGAGCCAAUAGGGGAUUUUGGAGAUGAAGAUGAUGAACAAAAUCCUGUAGAAGGUUCUCCAUUUUAUCAAAGAAUAAAGGUUUUUGGAAAAAAUUCAUUGCCAGAAAAAAAGUCAAAAUUUAUUUUUGAGUUAAUGUGGAUGGCAAUACAAGAAAAAAGUUUAAUUCUUUUAAUAAUGGCUGCAUUUUUUUCAUUAGUCCUUGGCCUUUAUAGAGAUAUUGGAGUUAAAGAAGUUAAUCAAACCAAAAUUCAUUGGAUAGAGGGUGUUGCUAUUAUCAUUACAGUUCUAAUUGUUGUUUUAAUUGGUAGUUUGAAUGACUGGCAAAAAGAAAGACAAUUUCAUAAAUUAAACACUAAUAAAGAAGAUCGUAAGAUAAAAGCUAAUAGAAAUGGUAGAAAAACCCUUAUAUCAGUACAUGAUAUCCUUGUUGGAGAUGUACUCGAUUUGGAACCUGGUGAUGUCACCGCAGCUGAUGGUGUCUUAAUUUCUGGUUUUAAUUUACAUUGCGACGAAUCUGCUGCUACAGGUGAAAGUGAUGCUGUAAAAAAAUUGAAAUAUGAAGAUUGUUUAAAAGAAGAAAAUGAUGAUGACGACGUUGCAUAUCACCAUAAAGCUGAUCCUUUUAUAAUUAGUGGUAGUAAAGUAACAGAAGGAGUUGGUACUUAUCUUGUAACUGGUAUUGGUGUUAAUUCAUUUUAUGGUAAAAUUAUGAUGUCAUUAAAGACUGAACCUGAAGAUGGCCCUCUUCAGAAAAAAUUAAAUGAUUUUGCCGAGAAAAUUGCAAAGUUGGGGAGUAGUGUUUCUCUUCUAAUGUUUAUAAUUCUUCUCAUAAAGUAUUUUAUUAGUUUUCGUAAUGGAAUACCUGCAGUCAUCGAGAUAUUUGAUGAUUUAAUUAGAAUCGUUAUUUCAACAAUUACUCUCGUAAUUGUUGCAGUACCAGAAGCACUUACAUACUCUACAACACGUAUGCUUGAGGAUGGCAUUAUUGUACGUGUUCUUUCGGCUUGUGAGAAAAUGAGUUAUAUAACAACGAUUUGUUCGGAUAAAACUGGAACUUUAACACAAAAUAAAAUGGCUGUUGUUACUGGAACUAUAGGUCUAUCUUUUUCAUUUUUUAGAAAUCGUAAUGAUUAUUCUUCAGCACUUAAAAAAGAUAGUACCGGCAUCAAAGUUUUAUUAGAAGAUAUAAAUCAAAAACUUCCUGAAGAUAUUUUACAAUUGUUGAAAGAAUCAAUAGCCAUCAAUUCUACGGCUUUUGAAACUUCUGAGGAUGGAAAACGAACUUUUGUCGGUUCCAAAACAGAAACUGCAUUAUUAGAAUUUCUAUCUGACUUAAAUCUUGAUGAUAUUAAAUUAUUAAAAGGUAAUGCCGAAAUCGUUAAAUUGUUCACAUUCAAUUCUGAAAGAAAGUCAAUGGGAACUUUCGUAAAAAUUGAAGAUUCCAAGUGGAGAUUUUUUGUAAAAGGUGCUAGUGAAAUUAUAUUAAAAAGAUCAGUAAAAAUAAUAAAUAUAGUAAAAUCUGACGAUAAUAUAAUAACUGACAACAUAAUUGAUUUAACUCAAGAUCAUUUUGUUAAAGUCCAAAAUGCAAUCAAUAAUUAUGCCGGUCAAAGUCUAAGAACAAUAGGAAUUGCUUAUCGCGAUUUUGAAAAAUCUCAAGUUGAAGAGAUGGUAAAAAAUUCUGAGGGUGAAAUUUCUUAUGAGGAUUUAUUUGACAAAUUAACGUUAUUGAGUAUCGUGGGUAUCGAGGAUCAAUUAAGGGAAGGAGUUCAUAAAGCUGUUGAAAUGUGUAUAAAAGCUGGUGUUAAGGUUCGUAUGGUUACCGGUGAUAAUAUCUAUACUGCCAAAUCUAUUGCUACGCAAUGUGGAAUUUACACGGGUGGUGAGGUUAUGGAGGGUCCAGUAUUUCGUAAGCUUUCUCCGGAACAAAUGGAUAGAAUAUUACCAAAACUUCAAAUUCUUGCUAGAUGUAGCCCUGAAGAUAAGAAAUUACUGGUUGGUCAUUUGAAAAAAUUAGGCGAUGUUGUUGCUGUCACUGGUGAUGGUACAAAUGAUGGUCCUGCCCUAAAGCUUUCCGAUGUUGGCUAUUCUAUGGGUAUAACUGGUACAGAAGUUGCUAAAGAAGCUUCAUCUAUUAUUUUAGCGGAUGAUAAUUUUUCAAGAAUUAUCAUAUCUAUUUUGUGGGGAAGAAAUAUAAAUGAAGCAAUAAAGAAAUUUCUACAAUUUCAGCUUACAGUUAAUAUUACUGCCGUAUUGCUUACGUUCAUUACAUCUAUAUUAGGAGAUCCCAUUCUUACACCUGUACAAUUAUUGUGGAUCAAUCUUAUAAUGGAUACUUUUGCUUCUCUUGCUCUUUCAACUGAUCCUGCUAAAGAUCUAUUAUUAGAUAAAAAACCUGAAUCUAGACAUUAUGCACCCCUAAUCUCUAUAGAUAUGUGGAAAAUGAUUAUCGGUCAAAGUAUAUGUCAGCUGGUAAUCACCUUGGGUUUGUUUUUUGCCUAUAAAGCCGAUAAACCAAGUUUUGCUAAAUUGGCACAAAAAAACACUUUUAUUUUUAACACAUUUAUAUUCUUACAGAUUUUUAAUGAAAUCAACUGUCGAAAGUUGGAUAAUAAAAAGAAUAUUUUUGAAGGUGUUUUGGCAAACAAAUUUUUAAUGAUUAUUUUUGUUAUAAUGGUUGUUGGACAAUUCUUAAUUGUCCAGUUUGGUGGUGCUGCCUUCCAAGUAGAACCUCUUAGUAUAAAAGAAUGGGUAGUAAGUGUCAUAUUGGGAUUUUUAUCAAUUCCUAUCGGAUUUUUAAUUCGAUUAAUCCCUACUGAUCAUCAUCAUACAACACCUCCUCCAGCAGACAAUAUUGAUCUAUGGAACGAUGCAGUUACAGAAGUACAGAAUCAAUUACACUUUUUUAAGACACUUCGUGGUGGUAGAUUCAGAGCCAAUUUUGGGGAUAGAAAAGAUAAAUCUGAAACACGUUCAAAGGCGAUCGCAGCAGCUGCGAUGCUGCCCAGUUUAAUUUCUGCUUCAGUAGCAAUACAUGUAAUUCAAGAUAUUGGAGAUAACGAUAGUAAUGUGGAUAGUAUCAAUUCUAUAAUGAACUGA